AUGCUGCAGCAGCUCUUCAAACAGGCCCGCCCUUUGUUCACACAUGAACAGCCACACCUAAUGCCGAGGCAGCAGCAGCAGCAGCAGCAACUGCAGCAGCAGCAACAACAGCAGCAGCAGCAGCAGCAGCAGCAGCAACUGCAGCAGCAAGUCUCGAUCCCCCAUCCAGAAGAAAUUUUCCCUUCUCUUGACGGACUCCAGCAGCAGCAGCAGCAGCAGCAGCAGCAGCAGCAGCAGCAAAAACACCACCAACAACAAAAGCAGCAGCAGCAGCAGCAACAGCAGCAGCAGCAGCAGCAAGACCAGCAGCACCAGCCCCACCAGCACGAGCAGCAUCAAGAGCAGCAACCGCCGCAGCAAAAACAGCAGCAGCAGCAACCCCAGCAGCAACAGCAGCAGCAGCAGCAGCAGCAGCAGCAGCAGCAGCAGCAGUUUAUAAAUUUUUUUGUUUCUCUUAAGCAGCUUCUUGCUGCUGCUUUUGAUCUGCAGCUAGGGAUAGAGCUUGCUGCUGCUGCUGCUUCGCAGCUGCUGCACCUGGGCUACCAUGUAGGCAUGGUGCUGCCUCUCCUCGCCAUCUAUGGGCGUUUGGCCGCAUUGGGUCUGUCUUUGUCUGUGGGUAUUGAGCAGCUGCUGCAGCAGCACGCGGGGCUGCUGCAGCAGCUGUAUGAGUCUCAUCCUCUUCCUGCUGCAGCAGAAGCAGCAGCAGCAACAAAAGCUGUUGCUGCUGUUACUAUUGCUGUGUCUGGGGGGGCAAGAGCAGCAAACAAUUCAGGUGUACGUACACCUCAACAUGCAGCAACAACUGCUGCUGCUGCUGCUGCUGCUGCUGAUGCUGGUGCUGCUGCUGUCCUGCUGCAGUGGUCCGAGUCAUGUAGAGCUGCAUGCGAGGGAGCAGCAGCAGCAGCAGCAGCAGCAAAGCCCGCGAAAGGUGCUGCUGCUGCAGCAGGAACAGCAGCAGCAGCAUCCACAACAGCAGCAACAACAACAGCAACAGCAGCAGCAGCAGCUGCUGCAGCAGCUGCAGCUGCUGCAGCAAGACAACAGCAGCUCCCUGAAUCUGCAUCGUCCCAAGCAAACAGCAGCAGCAGCAACAGCAGCAGCAGCAGCAGCAGCAGCAGCAGCAGCAGCAGAACGCUGCCGAAGCAAUUCGUUGAGUUUGCUGUUUCUUCUGGCCCCCGCGCCGUCACCCGCAGCAUAACAGAAGAAGCUGUAGCGAGAGAGUGGGCAGCAGCAGCAGCAGCAGCAGCAGCUGCAGCAGCAGCAGCAGCAGGAGCAGCAGCAGCAGCAGGAAAGAGUGAAGGUGCUGAAGCAAAAGAAGCAGCAGAAGAGCCGAUGGAGGCGUUUGAGGGCGAGUGGCUGUGGACACCCCACAGCAGCAGCAGCAGCGACAGCAGCAGCAGCAGCAGCAGCAGCAGCAGCGAGCAGCAGCAGCAAGCUGCUGCAGCAGCAGCAGCAGCAACCGAGGAGGAGGAAGCAGCAGCAGAUGAAUCUUUUGGUGUCUCGGACUGUCUUUGGGGAGAAUACCAAGACAGACAAACCGCCGGCAUUACAACCGCAGAUGGUCUCUGCAACUAG
This is a messenger RNA of Eimeria mitis, 1575 nucleotides long. RefSeq lists its product as uncharacterized. NCBI's taxonomy places the organism in Eukaryota, Apicomplexa, Conoidasida, Eucoccidiorida, Eimeriidae. The coding region runs from base 1 to 1575 and encodes 524 amino acids. The record is from RefSeq and is a predicted model, not a curated record. The transcript has 2 exons.